AUGGGCGAACACAUCAACGACGUUCCUUUCACCCUCAAGGAUGUGCCGGUCGAGAACCAGAGGCCGAUGAAAGUUAUCAUCAUUGGGGCAGGCUUCUCAGGCAUCUACACCAGCAUCAGGAUAUCUCAGCGGCUCAGAAAUGUUCAGCUACAGGUAUACGAACAAAAUGAGGGACUUGCGGGUGUUUGGUGGUUGAACCGCUACCCAGGGCUGGCGUGCGAUAUCCCAUCCUACUCUUAUCAGUUCAGUUUUGCCCCGAACCCAUACUGGUCCUCUCUCUACGCCCCAGGACCCGAAAUUCGAGCUUAUAUGACGGACGUUGCUGAAAGAUAUGGUGCCACGCGCUAUAUCAAAACUUCUCACGCCGUCAAGGAGUGUAUUUGGGACGCUGGAAAGAAGAUCUGGAGAGUCAAGGUCCACAACAUCAAGACCGACGAAGUCUUCGAGGACACAGCAAAUGUCGUCAUAUCAGCCAAGGGCGGCUUGAACCAAAUCAUUGUCGAUCUCCGCCACAAGCGGGUUGGCGUUAUUGGCAAUGGGUCCAGCGCAAUUCAAAUAGUGCCAGCCAUUCAACCGCUCGAGGGAAUCAAGGUUUGGAACUUUGCCCGAAGCCCUACUUGGGUAUCGAAUUCCUUUGGGGACAUUGCAAUGAUGAAGCUUGGAAGAGAGCCUGGGAAUUCAAAAUUCUCUCGCCGGGAUCAGGAAUACAUGGCACGGCAUCCGGACCACUACCACAAAAUGCGCAAGACAUUGGAGAAAGAGGCCAGCAAAAAGUACUUUUUCACUCUCAAAGACUCACCUGAACAGGCCAACGCGGUGGGAAAGUUCCAGGAUUACAUGAAGAAACGCCUAGAGGGCCGGCCUGAUCUUUACGAAGCCAUUAUCCCAACAUUUGCUCCUGGAUGCCGCCGACUUACCCCGGGACCUGGAUAUCUGGAGGCCCUCAAGGAGGACAACGUUACAUUCUGCAACACACCUAUUCAGGAGAUGUCUGAAAAGGGUCUGAAGCUCAGCACCGGAGAGGACAUAGAACUGGACGUUGUGGUUUGCGCAACAGGAUACAACGUCGGAGCACCACCAACGUUCACAGUGACUGGUCGCAACGGCGUGACGCUGGAGCAGAAGUGGGCACCUCACCCAGAGACAUACCUCUCUGUCGCUGUGGACGAAUUUCCCAACUUUCUACUCAUCGGCGGACCAAACUCGGGCCUCGGCUCUGGUAGUCUCCUCAGCGUCUUUGAAGGACAAGGCGACUACGCAGUCAAGAUGAUUCGCAAACUACAAAAGGAGGAUUACUCAACCUUUGAGGCCAGACCGGAGCGUGUUGCCGACUUUAGCCACUACAUCGAUGAGUACUUCAAGCGGACCGUCUACACAGAUGACUGUUCGUCGUGGUAUCGAUCACAAACCACAGGAUCACGAAUCGUCGGUUUGUGGCCUGGAUCGUCGGCACAGUGUCUCGAGGUCUUGCGGGCUCCGCGAUGGGAGGACUAUGUCUUUGACAGCGCUGAUCCUACUGGAAACCUCCUGCGAUGGCUUGGUGAUGGAUCUAGCUUGACCCUCACUGAAGGUGACCCGUCAUGGUUCCUGGAGUAUGAGGCUACUGAUGCCCCUCUGGAAGGAAAGCCUGAGGAGAGCGAGGUUUAUAGUCGUCACACGAUUCUCUUUCACCUCGGAAUUGCAGACAUAUACGCGUUACACGCAACAUGUCGAUCGCUGCGUUGGCUGGUUGGUUACAUGACCGACUCGCCACGUCUGCUCAACAUCAACAAACAACUGGGACCCUUUGUCAAGGACCCGAUGCGCUUCCGAAGUGAGCUGGGCAAGUACGAUGGACUCAUUGCGGGAGAUUUCGUUCGAAACUUCUUCGAGUUCGGUCGUUGGGAAGUCACCACACUGCUCUUAUACGUUGAACAAGGGCUCAAGUCACAAGGCUUCAUCGACUAUUUGCGAGAUCAUGAAGGGUACAGAACGCAAUCACAGCAACACAGAAUCUUGGAAAGAAACAAAGCUCCAGGUUUCUAUAUCGUCAUGAAGGCUACAACCGGUCCUCCGAUUAUCAACCUCAUUAAUGAGGCCUAUACGACGGCUGGCCUAAACGUGAUAUCCUGGAAUAAAGCCUACUCACUACUCCCAAUUCCGACUGUUGUGCGUCACAAGUUCUACCCUAUCAAACCCUUCGACAAUGCGCUCGGUCAAACACUUCGGCAACGUGCUAAAUGGGGUUGGACAACUCGCGAUAUGCUUUGGCCGGAUCAAACAACCCAAUUAAUUUCCCGAAAGCAGUGCCGUCAAAUUGGUGGACCCCACUCGCUUGUUGUAGACCUUGGGAAUGUAUCUCCUGGGGAUUACACUCCUGACUAUGUCCUUGAUGGAAGUGUCUUCUCUGUUGUGUGGGAAUCGAGGGCUGGUAUUCGGCGCUUAUCAGUCAGUAUACAGCCUGCGGUCGAGUCCACUGCACUGCGCUACACAUACACAAACGGUGGAGGUGGCAAGGCUUGGAGAGCUUGGGAGAAGUUCUUGCACGACCGAUUAGACCGUUGGGUCUAUGUUGAGAUUGCCAAGAUGGGCCAGGAGCAGCGGCCACCAGGGUUCUUUUUCAUGGCACCUGGUAACUACCGUGUCCCUAUUCCCUCUGGCUAUGAGCUCCCCGACACAUGGGACUAUGCAGAUGAUCAAAUCAUAUCAUGGUUUCAAGAGUGGGACAGGGAUGAGGGGACGAAUCAUGGAUCCUUUGGCUAUUGA
Molecule: messenger RNA, 2745 nt
Organism: Fusarium falciforme
Lineage: Eukaryota; Fungi; Ascomycota; Sordariomycetes; Hypocreales; Nectriaceae
Exons: 8
Coding region: 1-2745 (914 amino acids)
Source: RefSeq, a predicted model, not a curated record